GCUGAAAAUGUUUUCUGAAGCCAUCAACAGACAAGAUGACACAAUGUACAUCGUUUCAUUUAGACAGGAUCACUUGGUAUUUCCAGCAACUAAAAGCAAUGUGACACAAAGGCCAAAAGUAUCUCUCAUGAUGAUGGCACCUUCAAAUGAUACUACUGUAAAUGUCACCAAAGGCGAAGAAUCAAUAUCCAUGAUUCAAAUCGAYUGUCAAGUUAUGGACACAAAACAUAUCAACAUCAAAAAAUCAAGUCUUCCUUCGCCAUUCGUCGAUAGCUCGUACCGGCCGUCAAGCUCUAAUGGCUAUACUCAGCCAUCAGGUGGACAUACUCCUUCGAUACCCACUCGUAAUGCCAAGUAAUUCACUGUGUAAAUAAAAAGAUCAGAGCGAGGACGUUAUACCCGUGAAACWAAUGUAAUGGUUUAAUAUUCCACGGAUUUAUGAAACUAUUGUUGUUUUAAUAGAUAAAACGAUAUCUAAUUAGAUAUGUAACAAAAAUGGUCAUUAUUGGACAUUGUACGUACGCAUUUGUUCUCUAUUUAUUUACCAAUAUCCGUGCCUUUGGGGAAAGAUAAGGCUCAUUAUUUGACCAAUCAGAGCGUGCGUCAAUCARUCUAUACUGCUAAGUUAUUACCCACAKUACGCUGCGUCAAUAAUCAGUUUUAUGACCCAUGUUAAUGUUCGGUAUAUCGAAAGGUUGUACAUGUAUUUGGUUUGUAACUCUAUCAGUUUAUUCAGUAGCUGGAAGUUUUUAGAAUAAUAGUAUUAUAAUGACAGUUGGUCAACGAAAGCAUGCAGUCAUAUAAAUAUUAUUUAACUUAUACAAGAAUAAAGAAAGAAACAGUAUAUAUAGCUAUUUCAAAAAAGGUUGUCGGAUAAAAUGGCGAAUGUCAAUGGUCGAACGGCGAUUGCACGACCGAAAGUAGUCAUGGGUUUUGGUAGUUGAAGGGCAAUAACAACUGAUUUUUACUAUAWGAUGGUCCGUGGUAAACAUUGACAACAUUUAAUCUCCAUUUCUAUGUAAGGUGAAUCUAAUAAGUGAAAUUUUGUUUAUCAAAACAGUGUAACCAUAACUCCUUUCGAUCGUGCAAUCUCCCGUCGACAAUCGCCGUUGGCCGUUCUCCCCGACAACGCUUUUUGAAAUAGCUGUAUGUAGAUUGGUUUGAAUAGAAAAGUACGUUAUAUGACAAUGAUCUUAUAAGAUSUAAUAAGAUCUAAUAUUUUAUCAUAGAUUCCUAACCCAUUGRCUUCCUUUUUAUGACAACUUCAUAACAAGGAAAAACCGUAUCCAGCUUAAAGUAAAAUUUUUAUAUUCAUGCAAACUUCAAGUUCAUUGAYAGUUUGCUCAUGACACGUUUUGUAGUUGCUGUUUUAUAGCUAUGCUUAUCAUGUAACGAUCUUUAAAAGCUCUUUUACUCCAUUUAUAAACUCAAAAAGAAUUUGUAAAAUAUUUUAAGUCACUUGCAMAUAAUAUUAAUAUAGAUAUAUAGAAAAUAGAGAAUAAAGUUUACAUUGAAAAUGA
Messenger RNA from Exaiptasia diaphana, 1520 nucleotides. Its product is annotated as cyclic AMP-dependent transcription factor ATF-6 alpha. Gene Ontology annotation, molecular function: DNA-binding transcription factor activity, RNA polymerase II-specific; RNA polymerase II cis-regulatory region sequence-specific DNA binding. Gene Ontology annotation, biological process: endoplasmic reticulum unfolded protein response; regulation of transcription by RNA polymerase II. Gene Ontology annotation, cellular component: nucleus. The record is from RefSeq and is a predicted model, not a curated record. NCBI's taxonomy places the organism in Eukaryota, Metazoa, Cnidaria, Anthozoa, Actiniaria, Aiptasiidae.